GGAAUUAGCACUGGUUCCUUCUUAUUCUAGCAAUGCUUCAGCCCUGUAUAAUAAACAAUGAAAAAGUCUGAUGAUAUGAAUAUAGAUAAAAUGAAAAUUGCUUCUGAGGCCACUAAAUUUGAACAAUCUCAUCACUGGAGAUUAAAAAUUCCAUCAUUUGGAUAAACGAAAAUGGGUAAUGUCUACAUGGAAGUGAUGGGAAACAGAGUUGCUAUUACAAUACAGGAUGUUGACCUGAAAGCAUGUCAGGGAGCUUUAGGUGACUGCUGUCCACCUCAAGGAGAGGAUCAGUUGGAACUGCAAGAAGAAGAAGAGAAAGACAUAAAUCAAAGCAACAGCAACCAUGUAGAUUCCCUUCUCUCCUUAGAGGGCUAUUUACAGCUUCUGUCAUCACAGGUGGAAAACAUGCUAGAGGUGAACUUACUGGAAGAUACACAAGUUGCUACUUCUAGUAAAGACCAAGAUCCAUCAUCCUCAGACCACAAUAUAAAUUUGACCCAGAAACUUCAGAACAGUUUUGGUCCUCCUGAUGCCAUGCUACUAGGAACAGACUACCCCACUCAAUUAAAUUCAAAACCAAGACACUUACAAAGGCAAGAGUUCUUUCCUCAGUCAAGCUCUGGUAUCACAAAUCCAGAAUCACUGUUUCAUGGGUCAAAUUUGACAGGGCUGUUUUCAGCUGCUGACAUUAGAAAUCAAACAGCCCAUGAUGAUAGUUUUGAUGAAAUUAAGCUCAUGUCUUUGGCUUUGGAGGAAGGCUUUAGUCCUAUAGAAGUUUCUCAGAUGUUUGAAGAGCCUGGCUCAGAUUUGGGACCAUCUUUGAAUUCAAAUCACUGCACCACCUCUUAUUCAAUCUGCUGUGAAGAUUCCGUUUGGUACAGCAGUGGUGUUAAAUCUGCUCCUUCACAUGGCUUAGGAGCUGUUGGUGGCCACUGCCAAGAAAACAUUAAGCACAGCCACAUGGAAUAUCCGGGUGAUACAGAGUGUUCUGCAGAAGCCACACUUCAGCAGUUUCUUCAAAAUCACACAUACAAUCAGCUGCCAAGUCAAACAGCAUCCACUCCACAGCAUCAUCAACAGAUGUGGAUGAAGAAAUCAAACGAAGUGAAAGAUAGGUGCCACAAUUCUACUGCUACAAACCGGAGCAGAGAUGAAUGUCGUGCAAAAGCUCUGAGAAUACCAUUUUCAGUUGAUGAAAUUGCGAGCAUGUCUGUUGACUCUUUCAACGCCAUGCUAGCAAAGAACCAGCUAACAGAAACUCAGGUAUCACUUCUGCGUGACAUCAGACGAAGAGGAAAAAACAAAGUAGCUGCACAAAAAUGUCGUAAACGCAAACUGAAUGCAAUUCUUAACUUGGAAGAAGAUGUGUGUAACCUCCAAACACAAAAGGAGACCCUUAAAAAGGAGCACUCCCAGUGUAGCAAAUCUAUCAACCAGAUAAAGCAAAAAUUAAACUACUUGUACCAUGAAAUUUUCAGCAAGCUGAGGGAUGACCAGGGUAGACCUGUUAACCCGUGCCAAUAUGUCAUUCAUUGCAGUAGCAGUGGUAGUGUUUUCUUAAUGCCCAAGCACUUGGCCAAAUCUGAACAGAAACAAGAGAACAGAAAAGAGCAGAAACAAAAGUAAAAUGACUGGAGAUCACCUAAAUCACCUUUAUUUCACCUGAAAGGAUGAUAAGAAUACUUGAGUGAAGACUAAAGGUCAGUGAUUACAGCAGUUCAAACAGCAACAACUACACUUGAGGAGGAACACUGUGUUGAAAGGUCUGGCAAACCCAACCAGCUGUGAUCUAUUAGAAGAUCCAUGAGCUGACGCCUCUAGAUGAGGAUAUCUGUUUAGUUUUAGUUAGAAUUAAAGGAACUAGACCAUCAGUGUAGUGUAGCUUUACAGACCUGUGUUAAAACUAGGAAUUUAAUUACUGGUAAUGGGGGCAGAGGGAUUAGUGAGGGAUAAAACUCAACUUUCGAUUGUUACACAUGCAAGAAAAUGUUUUAGUCUUGAAUACUCGAUUCUUUAUACAGAAAAUGACCUUACUUUAUUCUCUAGCACUGAAAGAAAAAGUACAGUUCUAGUGCAUCUUCAACUUAAAUUCACUGUGGGUUUCCAUAGGCUCCAGAGAUAACUGCAUGCUUUGCAUUUAUUCAGAAUAGCUCUGCUUUUCCUAGUUUUCCUAUGAGGAGAGCAGCCCAGGGGGCUACUGCAUUUUUCCUCACUACUUUCAUCAUCGUAAUGCCAAGCAAAGAUAAUCUGCCACUUAAUUUUACAACUCAUACACUCACAGUCUGCAAACAGAUGCUGAAAAAGUGUCUGAUUCAAUCCUGUCUUACCUUCAUCCUCUGCAACUGAAUCAUUCUCAACUUUCUUCCACAAAAAUGCCCAAUGGUGGAGUUCCUGUUUAGUUUCCUAGUGACUGUGAAACUUACUCGUGUACCUUCUCUUUUCCUUCCAUUUUGACACCUUCCUAAAGAAGUACUUGAAGUUUUUCUCCAUGGCUUUUUUAACUAGUAUUUUUAAAGUGUCUUUAAUGUCCCAGAUUUAGUUUUUUAUAAUAUACAUUUUACCUAGUCUUUAAAUUAAAUUGAACCAAAUUACUAUUUAUCUAUACUUGUAAUUAUGAAGUUACACUUUGAUAGUGCUCCAAAUGAAGAGUUUUUUGGUUUGACAUUUAUCUGUGCUAUUAAAAAGAGGUUUUAUUCACUCAUGUACUUUCAACAUCCUAUCCUUUACUGUUUUACAGCCUGAAAAAGGUCUGCAAAAGAGAUGGCCUAAAAGGCCUGUAAUGAAUGAUAAGGAAGGAGUGUUGAGGUGUAUUAUGAUGAAAAUAACUACUAAUAUUAGUGUCUAGGUAACAACAAAUACUUUUUGUUCACUUUACUUAAAAAGUUCUCAUUAGUCAUGGUAUGAUGACAAUGGAGCAAAUUUACAUUCAGGUAUCUUCAAAAUCACUUGUACCAAACAUGUGAAAACUACACAUACGAGGUUAAAUGCCAAGUAAUACCUACUGAAGAAACAAACUGCUAGUAGCAUGGAAGUCACAUUGACUGCUUGCACUAGUCUGUAAAAAUUGAUAAGACUAAGUGGCAUUUUCUAAAAAGGGAGUCCUAAGGUAGUGACGAGUGCACUGAACUAUCAAUAAUGAAAUCAGCCGAUCUGAACAAUUUUCUCAGCAUUUUCUAUUAAAAGAUUUCUUCAAAUAAAUGUGUGCCUGUGUUCUUUACUGGUUUCACCACAGCCUCAAAUUGCUAAGUACAGAUUCAUAGCAGAAAGUCUCAUGACUGAGGCCAUGCAAUUUCCUGUUGUUGGUUAAGCAUGAGACACAGGUGUCCCAGUUGGUAUUCACAUGGAAUUUGUCUACCGGCUAGGCCACAAACUUCAAUCAAAACAUGCAAUAGGUGUCAGAUACUACAUAUGAUAAACCGUGAACUUUUUCUCUUUGUAGGGGGAAAAAAGUACAU
Messenger RNA from Pseudopodoces humilis (Tibetan ground-tit), 3455 nucleotides. RefSeq names its product NFE2 like bZIP transcription factor 3 (gene NFE2L3). Gene Ontology annotation, cellular component: nucleus. Lineage: Eukaryota; Metazoa; Chordata; Aves; Passeriformes; Paridae. Gene Ontology annotation, molecular function: DNA-binding transcription factor activity, RNA polymerase II-specific; RNA polymerase II cis-regulatory region sequence-specific DNA binding. Gene Ontology annotation, biological process: regulation of transcription by RNA polymerase II. The record is from RefSeq and is a predicted model, not a curated record.